AUGCUGGUGCACUUGUUUCGAGUCGGAAUUAGGGGUGGCCCCGUCCCAGGCAAGCCGUUGCUACCCCUCCGCUUCCAGACAUUCUCGGCUAUCAGGUCCUCCGAUGGCCGCCCCAGCGCCUGCCUCCUUGGGGCUGUGGCCCGGCUACGCUCCCAGCUCCGGGCCCGCCUCCCUCGAGCACCUCCAGCUCCCAUCCGGAGCCCCUCUGCCUGGCGCUGGGUUGGGGGAGUCCUCCUGGGCCCCCUGGUUCUGAGUAAGUGCCCCCACCUCGGCCUUGUGGCACUGUGUGAGGCAGAAGAGGGCCCCCCGGCCCACUCCAGACCCUGUGUCCUGGAGCCCCGCUUUAACUGGACGCUCUUCUGGCAGUUUCUGCGCCCCCACCUGCUGGUCCUGGGGGCAGCCGUCGUGCUGGCGCUGGGCGCGGCCCUGGUGAACGUGCAGAUCCCCCUGCUCCUGGGGCAGCUGGUGGAGAUUGUGGCUAAGUACACGAGGGACCACGCGGGCAGCUUCCUGACGGAGUCCCGGAGCCUCAGCACCCACCUGCUCCUCCUCUAUGGCCUGCAGGGCCUGCUGACCUUCGGGUACCUGGUGUUACUGUCCCGCAUCGGCGAGCGCAUGGCCGUGGACCUUCGAAGGGCGCUUUUCUGCAACCUGCUCCGCCAAGACAUCGCGUUCUUUGACGCUAAGAAGACAGGGCAGCUGGUGAGCCGACUGACGACGGACGUGCAGGAGUUUAAAUCCUCCUUCAAACUCGUCAUCUCCCAGGGGCUGCGGAGCUGCACGCAGGUGGCCGGCUGCCUGGUGUCCCUGUCCAUGCUCUCCACGCGCCUCACGCUGCUGCUGAUGGUGGCCACGCCUGCUCUGAUGGGAGUUGGCACCCUGAUGGGCUCAGCUCUCAGAAAACUGUCUCGCCAGUGUCAGGAGCAGGUCGCCAGGGCAACAGGUGUGGCAGAUGAGGCCCUGGGCAAUGUUCGGACCGUGCGCGCCUUCGCCAUGGAGCAGCGGGAGGAGGAACGCUACGGAGCGGAGCUGGAGGGGUCCCGCUGUAAGGCAGAGGAGCUGGGUAGAGGCAUCGCCUUGUUCCAGGGGCUCUCCAACAUCGCCUUCAACUGCAUGGUCUUGGGCACCCUGUUUAUUGGGGGCUCCCUUGUGGCGGGGCAGCAGCUGACAGGGGGAGACCUCAUGUCCUUCCUGGUGGCUUCCCAGACUGUGCAGAGGUCCAUGGCCAACCUCUCCAUCCUGUUCGGUCAGGUGGUGCGGGGGCUCAGCGCGGGCGCCCGGGUCUUCGAGUACAUGACCCUGAGCCCCGGCAUCCCGCUCAGUGGGGGCUGCAGCCUGCCCCGGGAGCACCUGCGCGGCUCUAUCACCUUUCACAACGUCUCCUUCAGCUACCCCUGCCGCCCCGGCUUCCCCGUGCUCAGAGACUUCAGCCUCACGCUGCCCCCAGGCAAGAUCGUGGCCCUGGUGGGCCAGUCCGGGGGAGGAAAGACCACCGUGGCCUCCCUGCUCGAGCGCUUCUACGACCCCACAGCGGGUGUGGUGACACUGGACGGGCAGGACCUGCGCACCCUUGACCCCUCCUGGCUCCGGGGCCAGGUCAUUGGCUUCAUCAGCCAGGAGCCCAUCCUGUUUGGAACCACAAUUAUGGAGAACAUUCGUUUCGGGAAGGUGGACGCCUCUGACGAAGACGUUUAUGCAGCCGCCCGGGAAGCCAACGCUCACGAGUUCAUCACCAGCUUCCCGGAGGGCUACAACACUAUUGUGGGUGAGCGAGGUGCAACCCUGUCUGGCGGCCAGAAGCAGCGCCUGGCCAUCGCCCGAGCGCUCAUCAAGCAGCCCGCCGUGCUGAUCCUGGACGAGGCGACCAGCGCGCUGGACUCGGAGUCGGAGAGGGUCGUGCAGGAGGCCCUGGACCGCGCCAGCGCCGGGCGCACCGUGCUCGUCAUCGCCCACCGGCUUAGCACUGUGCGCGGCGCCCACCAGAUCGUCGUCAUGGCCCACGGCCGGGUCUGCGAGGUGGGGACGCAUGAGGAGCUCCUGAAGAAGGGCGGGCUCUACUCGGAGCUCAUCCGGAGACAGGCCCUGGACACCCCGCCUCCGGAGCCACCCCGAGUCCUUGGGCACCGGCACUCCAAGUCCUGA
Rangifer tarandus platyrhynchus (Svalbard reindeer) is the source of this 2142-nucleotide messenger RNA. Lineage: Eukaryota; Metazoa; Chordata; Mammalia; Artiodactyla; Cervidae. The record is from the annotation of a GenBank genome assembly.